GUAUGUCCAACAGCCCUGCGGAGUGCGUAAGGCGUGUUCAAUAAAUCUUUUACCCAGGAUACUGCAGACGAUUGGUUCCAAAGUUCAAGGGUAAAAUAUCCAGGAGCAGAGCGCGCAGGGCAGAAAAGAAGAAGAGGACGAGCGCAGGAGAAGUGUCAAGGUGAUUCAUUUGGGGGGAAAUUAUAAAGAAGUCGCUCACUGGUGUUCACAGGAAUAAACACAAUCAAGACCAAAUAUGGCUGAGAACACGAGUCCAAAAAGCAGCUCCGGUGACUUUGCCAAGAAAUUCCAGAGGCGACUGAGCAGAGGCAAAGAAAAGGUGCUGCAGAGGCUGGGAAAGUCGGUAGAAACCAGAGACGACCACUUUGAACAGUCCCUCCAACAUUUCAUGGACCAGCAGACUGAUGGGAACCGCAUAUACAAGGACCUGAGGCACUACAUCAACGCAGUUAGAGACAUGCGUGAAGCUUCGAGACGACUUUCCCAAUCUCUGUUUGAUGCUUACGAACAUGACUGGGCUGCAGGGGAAGACCUGGGAGCCAUUGUGGAGGGAGAGGAUCUCCUGUGGAAUGACUACGAGGUGAAGUUAAUGGACCAGGCCAUCCGCACCAUGGAGUCCUAUGUGAGCCAAUUCCCUGAUGUGAAGGAGAAAGUGGCCAAGAGGGGGAGAAAACUGGUGGACUACGACUCCUCCCUGCACCAGCUGGAGGCGCUGCAGACGGCAAAGAAAAGAGAUGAUGUCAAAAUAAAAAAGGCAGAAGAAGACAUGAACGCUGCCAGAAGUGUCUAUGAAGGCCUCAACAACGACUUGAAGGAUGAUCUGCCUCAGCUCUUUGAAAGUCGUAUUGGCUGCUACGUUUCAGUGUUCUCAUCUUUAUCAAGCUUACGAGACGUCUUCCAUAAAGAAAUGAGCAAGCUGAGCCUGGAUCUUAACAGCGUGAUAAAGGAGCUGCAGGCUCAACAUCCAGAGAACGUGUUUGCUGUGAGGGGAAUGCAACGGUAUGGCUCCCUGAAGAGACGAUCUAUGAUGUCUCCUAAGGCCUGGAAAGCCAGCUUCUCCGAGUUCCACAAGAGCUACAGUCCUAAACCCGGACAGAGGUUCAGCUUGAAGUCUCCGGACAAACCCAGACACAGCACCCUGUCCAGAGAGAGCAGCACCCUCACAGUCACACCGCAGUCAUCCAUUCUGGAGAGCCCCCCCUCCGAGUUCAGUGAUCUUGAUUCCCAGUCGAUUCACAGUGAGACCCCCAGUUCUCCAUCCCAAGAGGAUUCUGCGGAGGGCGCAGCUGGGAGCAAGCCGAGGUCAGGAGAAGAGAGCGGUCAGGUGGAGGAGAAGGAUGAGAAGGAAGAAGAGUCCGAGCCUCCCGGAGAGUCUGAUAAUCAGGGAGAUGGUGCCAAAGCUCCACCAAGUGACAGCAGCUCUGAACUGAACAACUCCUGUGAUUCAGAGAGUCUGGACAUGCAGCUGUCUGCAGCCGGCGUCGGCGCGCUGCACAUUGAGGAGAGAGAGGACAGCCCGGUGCACCUGGAGAGUCUGAAAGCAAACGGACUGGAGAACGGGGAAGUGUCUGGGUUUGACUCUGACAUCAAAGACCUGAGCGGUCCACACAAGGAUGAUCCUGCAGAAAACCAAGCUUCUCCAAACGUCAGAAACACUGUGGUUUAGAGCAAAAAACACUGGGGUUAGUUUGUUUUUAAUUCACAUAAUCUGCCAUUUAUUAUAGCCUUAACUGUUCAACUCAUUCUUGAGCUGUUAAUAACUCUGUGUUUGUUUUAAACAGAGAGGCUGAGAAGAGAUGGAAGUUAACAGCUGCACAAAAGAAAAAAAUGUGGAGACAGCCGCACUGAAACUCCCAACUGUGUUGUAAUGAAAUAUGUGCUGUGCGUUGACUUGUUGGAGUUAGAUUUUCUAUUGAACUUUUAUCAAAAUCACUUGUAUGUAUACUUGUCGCUCAGAGUCUGGGUUAAAUGUAUUCUGUCAUUUUUUUUUUAACAGUUGUCUUAAUUAUCUUUUAAAGUAAAUAUAGCCUUUACAAUUCUAAGUGCAGGUUGAUUUAGUCAUAAAUAUUGAUUGUUCGCUAACAUACAUGCAGAUAGGAUCACAUUGUUAGUGCUUUCUUACUGACGACACAUCGUUGCCUAUUUGCAGAUCUGCUGUGCUGUGAUGUUAGUGUCAAACUUUUCGCAGACAAAAGAGUACUUAAAGGCAAUUUAAAUUAUUUUUUCUUUGUUUUGAAUUUAUAUUAAGCAUUUUUGUUCACAGAAUUUCAGCAUUUACAAAUUUUUAAGCUUAAUUUUCAACCUUAGUUUGAAUCGGAUGUAAGAUUAUGGGAUCUUUUUAAGAUGGAAAUCUGUAACUGAGAUGAACAAUCAUUGUGUGAUUCUGAACAACAAUCUUUGUGUCAUGUUCAUACUGAUAUGAUUAGUUUGAAUGAUUUGAUGAAUAGUGAUGAAUAUGCAAACACUCAAUGCUACUCUCUGAUGUAUACAAUAAAUUAUUAAAAUGCAGUUAUUUAAAUAUAA
Labrus mixtus (cuckoo wrasse) is the source of this 2523-nucleotide messenger RNA. It is a transcript of the gene bin2a, whose product is annotated as bridging integrator 2a. Bases 236 to 1666 code for a protein of 476 amino acids. Gene Ontology annotation, molecular function: phospholipid binding; protein binding. The record is from RefSeq and is a predicted model, not a curated record. The transcript is spliced from 12 exons. Gene Ontology annotation, biological process: podosome assembly; phagocytosis, engulfment; plasma membrane tubulation. Gene Ontology annotation, cellular component: plasma membrane; cytoplasm; podosome. NCBI's taxonomy places the organism in Eukaryota, Metazoa, Chordata, Actinopteri, Labriformes, Labridae.